Salmo salar (Atlantic salmon) is the source of this 11254-nucleotide messenger RNA. Its product is annotated as C-Jun-amino-terminal kinase-interacting protein 2. NCBI's taxonomy places the organism in Eukaryota, Metazoa, Chordata, Actinopteri, Salmoniformes, Salmonidae. Gene Ontology annotation, molecular function: MAP kinase scaffold activity; JUN kinase binding. Gene Ontology annotation, biological process: regulation of JNK cascade; JNK cascade. The record is from RefSeq and is a predicted model, not a curated record. Gene Ontology annotation, cellular component: cytoplasm.
UCACGUGAACGCGUUGGCAGUUUGAUGCCGUAGAAAAAAAACUUGGCUCCAUUGACAUCCAUGUUAAUUCAUGGUGGUAUUUUAUGGCGCUAGGAAGACAUUAGGUGACUUGGUAAGACGUAUCAGUCUCUUCACGAGGCUUAAUUCUGCCACUUAUCACCCCCUAUACCUCCCCUCUCUGCACCGCUGCUUUGUUUCAAAGGCAACAUCACAGCAGCAGAUAUUUGGCAAGGCAGGCUGUGUGUGUGUGACAGGCUUGCUGGCCGCAUCGGGAGCAGAUACGAUUUGUUUCUGAGAUUACCGCAUUGUUGUUCUUUUUCUCUGUCAUUUCCGGGCCGUAGAGUGGACAGCAGCUCAAGUCAGAUUUGAUGGUGAUGUUGAGUACGUGUAUCUGAUUUGGCUAGGUCGAGGCCAGGAGCAUCUUUAACAGCGUGGAAGUAGGAUAGAGGGAGGGAGAGCGAGAGAAACCGCGUUGUCCGUAUUGCGUCCGUCUGUCGCGCUCCGCGGUUGUGAAUGGACUGCGCUCCCUCAGUGUUUAUCUGCAGUCAUUUCGAGUCGUUUCUGGAGGAAGAUGGCGGACAGGGAUGAGAUGUUCUCACUCUCCACCUUCCACUCCCUCUCUCCUCCAGGCUGCAGGCCUGCCCAUGACAUCAGUUUGGAGGAGUUUGAUGAUGAGGAUCUGUCUGAAAUCACAGAUGACUGUGGAAUAGGACUCAACUACGACUCUGAUCCAUACGAGAAGGACUGUCUGAUUCUGGAGAAGAGCGAUAUUCACCACCCGGUCUGCUCCUUCCAGGAUGACUUCCAGGAGUUUGAGAUGAUCGAUGACGAGGAUGAGGAAGAGGAGGAUGAAGAGGAGGUGGACCCUGACGCUCCACCCUCCCCCUCCGCUUCCCUUCCUCCUUCCCCUACCCUGGGCACGCUGAAGAGCCGGCCCACCACCCUUAACCUCACCACCACUCUCUCUCUCUCUCAGGACUCAUUGAACAACAACAGCAGUCUUUCUCCAAAGAAGGGCAGCUGGCAGCACUCUCUACGCAAGCCCACCUCACAAGGCCGUCUGUCUCCAACCCACUCUUGUCUGGAAGAUGGAAGCCACGUGACAGGCCAGUGCCCUUCCCAAACAGCCCCCCAGGCCCCAGCGUCCCAGAGCAAAGGCUCCUUCGGUCAACACAAGUCUCACCUGGGCUCUGACGAGGUCAUUAACUCCUCAGCCGACCCUUCAACUCUGACCUCCAGAGUUUCAUCCCUGGAUGACCACUCCCAGUGCUCUGACACCGAGGUCGACCACGACCUCAACAACGCUGACCACAACCACAAACGUUCACGGUCCUGCAUGUCCACCCAGCGACGUCCCACCGACACCUACACGGUCACUACUGAGUCAGGCCUGGACCGGGAACUGGAAAACGACCCAGACGGGACCAGCCGAUGCCUGUCCUCCACUGCUCCCAUUGGGGGGAAUGACGGAGCUGACACACCUUUGUCAGGUGAGGAGCUGGAGAAAGAUUUUGAUGUAGAGUUCAUGUGUAAGGAGACCUAUGACAUGGCAUGUAAGGAGAACCAGAGCUCAGUCUACGUUGAGUUCCCCUCCAUCGAGCCCUGUGAGCUGGCUUUUUUCUCCAGCUAUAUGCCAUCAAGCCGCUCCGAUGUUCUCGACCAAUCCAGAAGCACUGACCAGAGCGAGCUUCCAGCUACAGCCAAUGAGGCAGCCAAUGACUCUACCUCUCCGUCCUCGGACCCUGGCAUUGCUGACAUGAACGCCAAGCGGUGCUACGCCACCUCAGACCAAGAGCAUGACCUGAGCUCUCCCGGGUCAGAAUCAGACAUUGAGGGGGAACUGGAGGCAGCGUUUGCCUGCGGAGGACCCCUGGUCUCCAAUAUGAUCUCCUCCAUCUCAGAGACAGAGCUGGACAUGACCAGUGAUGACAGUAGUAGUGGACGCUCCUCCCACCUCACCAACUCCAUUGAGGAGGCCAGCUCACCCACCUCCGACCAGGAACUGGGCCCUGACAAAGAGUUAGAACAGAACAGCAGAAUUGUGGGAAUGAAGGUAUCGCUCCUCCUUGGCCACCCAAACCCCAUCAAAGUGGGCUUACCCUCACCUUCACCACUACCCAACCUCAGCCUAGCCACCCCCCCCCCCCCUGCUGACUCCCCCAUCCUGCCCCCAGAGCCCUAUGAUGACGGCCAGGCUCUGAUGGGCCUACAGAGUGUAGAUGAUUAUGAUGAAUUGCCCUAUGAGCACCAGGCUGACCUAGAUGAGGCCCUGCCCCCACCCCCGUGCUCUGAGGACAGAAUCUCCAAACAGAUGGUACUCCAGAUAGAACCCGACCACAGCCUGGAGAGCUUCAAAUGCUCCUUCUACCUGCCAGUGGAAUCCAGACUUAUACCCACUCACGCUGACGACUACGACGGUAACAGUGAGGGAGAGUCCGAGUCGGAGAGCGAGGACGAGCUGAGCGAGAAUUCAGACUCACCCUGGUUGCUUAACAACCUGGUGAACAAGAUGAUCUUGGAGGGGUCUUAUCCAAUUAGCUGUCCCGAGGACUGUUUCAAGAGGUCAGUGUCCGUCUCGGACACCAUCUCACCCUCCUCAGACAUCGAGCCAGACGCGUUCACUGACGCUGCGGGUGAAAAAAUGCUGAAAUCUGGGACAAAGGAAUCGAAGGAUAAAAAAGGGAAGGGUCUGAAGAAGGAGUGGAAGGAGAGAGAGAAGAGUGCAGAGCUGCCCAAAUGGAAUACAGGGAAAGCCAACGAUAGAUUUGGCCCCUGUCUGUACAAGAGCAAUCCCACAGCUGACACCAUCAGACCGGUGAUCGUGGAGCGUUAUGGCAACAGGGUAUCUACAGACAACAAUCACACUCAGGACUCUGAGAAAGAAAUCACCAGCCCUAAAUCAGGCAAAAACACCAAGAGGAAGGAUGAAAAAGAGGAUGAUGACGAUACUGUGGAGCCCGAUAACGACCUGAUGAUGCUGGAGGGGAGGAAGGAGCUGGACUCUCCCAGUCUGAGUGAGAGCGUGGCGAUUGACAAGGACAAGGGCCGCGAGACGGAGGCCAAGCCCACCGGACGCUCUACGGCCUCCCUGGAACGCAUUAACACGGUCAAACACAGCAUGACCCUGGACAUCCCCACGUCCCAGACCAACCGAUGCUUCAGCCUCACCUACUCCACUGACAACGAUGAGGAAGAGGAAGAGGGAGACUCCUCCCCGUUCCUGAACUGCCUGAGGAAGCAGUCAUCCUACGGUGGCAGCCACCAGUACCUGGAUAGUUCUCCGCCCAUCGACGAGAGCGUCCGGGACCUCACCCUGUUGGAGCAGGAACACACCCUGUGUGAGAGAGACCUCCCUCUGCAGUCCCAGCCGGAUGACCACGGUCUGGCAUACGACUCCAUGAAGUACACUCUGGUGGUGGAUGAGAACACUACACUGGAGCUGGUCAGCCUCAGGAGAUGUACCUCUGUGCUGAGUGAUGACAGUGAGCUGUCUACACUGUGUGAUGAUGACCCUCUGGGGAUGGGGGAGGUGGGGUACUUCCGGGGGAACGGAGGGGUGCGGCCAGAACUCCUCAGCUCGUCAGAAGACUCCUCACCUGAGGCUGACAUGCACUUCUCCAAGAAGUUCCUCAACGUGUUUGUCAACAGCACCUCACGAUCCUCUAGUACAGAGUCAUUUGGGCUGUUCUCCUGUACCAUCAACGGAGAGGAGAGGGACCAGACACACAGGGCUGUAUACAGGUUUAUCCCCAGACAUGUUGAUGAGUUGGAGCUGGAUGUGGACGACCCUCUGUAUGUCGAGGAGGAGGAGGAUGACUACUGGUACAGAGGCUACAACAUGCGGACGGGAGAGAUGGGGAUAUUCCCUGCCUUCUAUGCCCAUGAGGUCAUAGGGCAGUUCAAGGAGAUAAUGGGAGUGAAGAGGAACCCAGCCUGGAUGGACAGUUUCAGCGUUCAGUUCCUGGGUUCUGUGGAGGUGCCCUAUCACCAAGGCAAUGGUAUACUCUGUGCCGCCAUGCAGAAGAUUGCGAUAGCGCGGAAGCGGACGGUCCAUGUGAGACCCCCCUCUCUGUGUGAGCUGGAGAUUAGUUUACAAGGGGUUAAACUGGUGAUGAGCCUGGAGGACGAAUAUGACACUUUGGAUGAGUUUGAUAGAUGUAGUCACUUCUUCCAGAUGAAGAACAUCUCUUUCUGUGGAUGCCAUCCCAAAAACAAUUGCUACUUUGGCUUCAUCACUAAACACCCCAUGCUGAACAGGUUCGCCUGCCACGUCUUUGUCUCCCAGGAGUCAAUGCGGCGUGUGGCCGAGAGUGUUGGGCGGGCUUUCCAGGAGUAUUACCAGGAGCACCUGGAGUACGCCUGCCCCACCGAAGACAUCUACCUGGAGUAGAGCAGUCAGGAAUUAGGAAGUGUUGCCAUGACAACCAUCUCUUCUUCCUGCUGCUGCUUGUGUAGGUUCAUCAAUCUCACCACCAGAGGGUACUGGUGGCUCUUCUUUCCAUUGUAAAAUACCCCAUAUAUACAGUAUCCCUCUAAAACUGGAAUGUUAAUUUCCAUUCUACAGUAUGCGACAUGUUUUAUUCAUUUAUUGACCUAUUCAUUGAUUCAUUUGUUUAUACGUUUAUUUUCCAUCUUCUUGAUGGAUUGCCUGUUCCUUUUUCUAUGAUACAGUUCUAGGAAUAAGUCUUGGCACCUUAUUUUAGAUAUUAUGUAUCCUCCUCGGUUUAAAAAACAAUAACAACAAUGAAAUUCCUACUACUGCUAUUUGACAUGUUCCAAUGCAUGGCUAGGAGGGUAAUGUACACAAAAUCACACACAGAAACACAGACCAAUUAGGACACAAAAAUAGCGCAACAAUCAAGAGGACAUGAAGCAUAUUAUUUAGUCAGGUGAGGUUUGGUGUAAAUAUGUUUUUGUUCAAUAUCGACAAACUGCUAUUCUACUGAUAGUGACAUUGGAUCGAAGAAGAGAGAGAGUACAGUGAUGUGAUUGGUACGAGCUAACACCUGUAUCGUGUACAAGAAAUGGUGUGUUCUGUAAAUAUACACAUUAGGAACACCUAUGUAUAGGCAGUAGAGAAAUACAGAUGACUCAUACAAACUAUGUAAGUAGCAUCCACAACCAAUAAUCAAACAAGAGGAAGUGAAGAAAGGAAAAAUAAAGAAAUAGAAAGGAAGAGAGGGAUGAUGUUUUAGCCCAGUGUUUACCAAAUGGUGGGUCAGGAACAGUUGGUGGGACUUGGACCUAUUUCAGAGAGCUUAUCCUUUCACUGGUUGUGUUAUGUGGCUUAUGCGUGGUUCCAGUUCUCUUCUCUAGUUCCUUCCCCAGCUUUGAAGUCCACCAUUUUUUUAUUCAUAGUUUGAAAAUGUACUGGCGUCAGAUCUGAAAGGACCGAGCAGGUGUAAGCGAUGUGGUGAUGGCCAGUUAGCCCUUCAAUUGAGCUAAAUGGAGUUUCCAUCAUAUUUCUUACACCUAUCCAGAUCCUUUCAGAUCUGUGAGUGUGAACACUGAACAGGAGCUAGGGGAAACGACUAGGGGCCAAAAUGGAAUGAAGGCUCAGUUUUGCAAUGGAGGCUCUUCAUCAUAUUGGUCAUUUUGACAUUGAAAGGGUUCUGACUUAUGUUGAUGAUGUUGAUCUGAUAGUAAGCCCUGCCCACCAUGGUCCAGAACAGACUCAGUAGUCAUCUGUCAUUGGACAACAGCUCCUCUGAUCAAAACUCCAAACACAGCAGAGUGGCAGGAAGAGGUUGCUAUGGAAACAGGGAGCGAUAACUCAGCGCUUUGGGAACAGAGAGAAACAGAAAACAAGGAGAGAAUCAUUCAGCUUCUGGACUUCUAAUGGUGCAAAUACAGUAUUAUAGAAACGUCCAAUGUUAUAUUUCUUUCCAUCUGGUCCAACGGUGAAGUGUCCUAAUGUACAUGUACAGAGAAAAUCAGUCUGAAUAUCAGGUUGAGGACAGUUGAAGGUCCUCUUCAGGAGAAGCCAUAAUCCCACGAUUCUGACUGUUCAACACUACUCCCUCACAGGAAGCACUGUUGUACAGGUGGGUGUCGGUCCCUGUUUGAGUUAAGUCCACUGAGAAUAAGGCCAGACUGGCCUUGGUUGACUGUCUAUAAGGCGACAAGGAAAGUAAAGUCAUGACAUAGAUAAUGCUGACUAAGAAAGUAGUGGUGCCCUCCUGUGUCCUUCUACCUUCUCUUUAAGGUGGAUCAAGUCAACAUGAGGAUAGAGAGUUUAAAGAUUUAAGUUUUCAAGAUAUUGGACUUUCAAGAUGUCACCGGCCAUAUCAUCAUGAUGAUGCAAAAUGCUAAACAUUUAUGGAAAAAAAUACAAAAAGAGAGUUUUUGAAAGGAGUUCCCCUUUAAGUUAGAAAAGGGUUUGAUAUUGAAGUGCCACCAUUGAAAGACCGGUAGUUUCUUUGAUAUAAUAGGCUUGCUUUGGUCCGACCACAGUUUUAGAAGUUGACUUUACAAUGUCUAAUGGCUCAUAUUCUGCUGAUAAAUGUCCUGAGAAGUUGACCUUUCCACAUGUACUCCUUGAUUUCACUCUUAUCAUAGGUAAUAUACAGUACAUCAUUUGCGUACUUAUAAUAGGACAUUUUACUUUCUACAGUUGUCUUUUCCAGUUCACAUAGCAUACUGUAGCCUACAGUAUAACAUCUAAACAGAUGAGAGGUGUCCAACACAGAAUGAAUUGAAAUAACAGGUGUCAUACUGCAAUCCCCAAUAUCAGGUUGAGUACAGAAGACGAGGGAUGCUCGUCUACUUCUUCUACUGCUUUUAUUCUUCAAGUAUCAAACAGCAAAAAGAAGAUAUUGUAGAGGAGAGCUGGUGAUGAGGAGUCAUAGGACCUCCAUGGUGACCAGUUUAUUAUUUGUGAAAGUGGUGUCAGUAGGAGGGGAGAGGGUAUAAUCUAAAUGUGUAUCGCUGUCGGUUAGAUCCUGUAAAUACUAUAGAGAGUCAACAAGAUAGUGCUGUGUCCUUUAUGUUAAGUAUGUUAUUGAAAUGAAUAUGUAAAAUAAAAGGAGACAAAUUCAAAAAAGAACCAUGAAAACCACGAUGGAAAAAGAAAACAUUGUACAUUUCCUUUUAUUUGUUUUAAUUUGAGCGUGUUGUGUUUCCAUACAUGUCGCUGUCUCUACAUCAACCACAAAGUUUUGUGAACCACUAAGUUUAUGCUAACUCAGACAUUCACCUCACAGACAGGCUUCAGCAGCAGCGCUUUUAGGCAAAUCUGUGACAUUGCCAUUAGGGGACACACGUAACGUGUCACCUUUGACCUUGCUAAUAUCCAAUGCCACACCCACUCAAGUGCUGGCCAAUCCGCUGAUAGAGCAGAGUAGUAGAUAUUAACCAAUUAAAAUAGCUUUCAGAGUCUACUUUCACACGGGAACUAGAGGUGGGACCAAGUCACUAUUAUUCGUGUCACUGCAAAUCUCAAGUCACAAGGUCAAGAUCGAAUCCCAAGUAGAACGGGUUGAGUCUUGAGUCAAGUCCUAGUCUUGCAUUCUAAGAGCAAGUCGAGUCGAGUCACAAGUUUUUUUCGUCUCAAAUCAAGUAAAAAAAACUACAAAUCUUUGUUUAUUUUUUUUUAGGCUACCAGACAGCCCUUUUCAUUAUUUUGUCAACAACACAUUUUGAUUAUGUAAUCAUUUAUUUUACCAAAUUCCAAAUGCAAGCCUUAUAAGUAAAUUAUAAACUUAUAGCAAUUUUGACAAACCAAAACACCAGUAGGCCUAUGCUAGAAAUUGUUGCUUGAUGCCCCAUUGCUGGUGAGCUUGCAAAGUAAACAGUUCAUAUUCUUGAUCAUCAGCAUUUUUUUUGGAGAUGCAUAUUAAUUUAUGACAAUCCUCUGUCCCUACAAUUUGACGUUUGCACUCCACACGAUCCUAUAGCUGUUCAGUAAAUCAGCAAUCUGUUAGCCAGCUUAGCGGUUAUCUAACUUUUUGACCCGCAACCCCCAAAAAAAGAGUCGUUCAAAGUUUGAGACCCCCACGCAAAGGUGCGCACAAUCGCUGCUCAAAUUUAGCCUCAUUACAGUCAAAAAACGGUGAUGCAUUUUCAUAACGAAAGAUACACAAAUAAACUGUUUUACAUUUUAGUCAUUUAGCAGUCCAGAGCAACUUACAGUAGUGAAUGCAUACAUUUUAUACAUUUUUUUUCCCGUACUGGUCCCCCGUGGGAAUCGAACCCACAUCCCUGGCGUUGCAAACACCAUGCUCUACCAACUGAGCCACACGGGACCUGCAUUUUGAGCUGAAAGUCAUUCAUGUUAGCUGUUGAUAUCAACUAGGGAUAUCAUGUCACAGUGACCACGUUUACAUGCACACCAAUAUCCCGUUAUUAUUUGGGAUACUCAAGUAUUCUGUUUUUGAGAUGGUGCAUAUCAACAUCAUAUCCCAAUUACAAUAACCCAAAAAUGCUUGUGUCCCGGUUAUGAGAAACCCAGAUAAAAUGCCUGGGAUAUGCUGAUCUUAGAUGGGAUGUAAACAACUUAUACCCUUUACUGUUGUUUUUCACUGUCUGCGCAGGCUCAGUUGCACAUAUCAUGGGUGUUGUGCAGUCUAUGGUGUUCUGCGAUGAUGUUUUCAUCUGAUUGUCAAAUCACUUCAAAAAGUGGGCUACCUGUGCAGUUCAAUCCACUAUAAUUCCAUAAUAAUUUAUUUUGCCGCUACUCCAUACUGGACCGUAUAGACUACUAGCUACAUUCACCACUAAUUUAGACAACUUUCUGCUCAUAAUUUCUGACAUUUGGUAGGCCUUAUUAUAAUUUCCAUUAUUUGGUAGGCCAUCUUAUAAUUUACUACAUUUGGUAGGCCAAUUGUUUGUCAACUAUUGUUAGAUAGGCCUACAUGCAGCUUCUCUUCUGUCAUAAAUUGUUGCCCCAGAAGACUAAAUAAAGUAGUGCUCACCAGAAUAAUGUCUUACAUUGAUAGAAUGAAUGCAUUAGUAAUCUAGUUAAUACCGGUAAAGUUGUCUGUUUCGUUUAGGGACUUGGCAGAAAAUGCAACAACUCCAAAACAGUUGAAAAAUUGGUCCUGUGCAAAACGAAAAAAUUUAAUCAGUUUGACUGGUUUUAAGGAAAAGAAAAGCUGAGAAAGCAAUGAAACGCAUUUCUGAUAAGACUUCAGUUUGGCUUGGGUGCAUAUGUCUGCUUGCAUUACAGUGUCAAAGAUAACACAUUACACUGGCAUUUUGUAAUUUCUCGAGAUGCUGAAAGAAAGAAAUUAUAUUUCUCCACUCCUGUUCCCAUGACGAAAUUAACAUUUGUUGUAUAAUUUUACUGCAAUAAAUGCAUAAUUCUGCAGGAGUUAAUAUUAUAUUACGCUAUAUGUUGUGGGUAUAAUUUGUGGAACGUUCCAACAUGAAUCUGUUCCAAAAACCUCGUAAAGUACAAGGAUGCCAACAAACAACGCAUACAAAGUAGCAUGAUCAAUUCACCUAGCUAACUAGCUGCCAAAUAGGCUUCAACUCACCACGUAGCUUGUUCAUAAUGUUUGUCCAUAGGCUACCAGAUCGAGGAUAGACAUUUUUCUGAAUAAACGUGGUGAGUGAAAAACUUAAAAUAGAACUUUGAAUGCGUUGUUUGUUGGCAACCUUGUUAUUUACAAAGUUGUUGGAACGUUCCACAAAUUAUACUCACCCCGCUACAUGUGAGGUUAUAGGCCUACAGUCAGUGUCCAUAGUUCAGUUACUAUCCCAUUUAGCCCAUAUGAAUUUAAAUGAGGAAUAUUCUGGUUACUCAUGGUUACUCAUGAGCGGGAUUUCAAAGGUGCAUGUAAACAACUUAUCCGAAUAAGACUUUAAACGGGAUAUGAGCUACUAUCCGGACUAUUGUGCGCAUGUAAACGUGGUCAUUGUCACUUCGCUGUAGUCCAGAGCUAGCAGGAUCAUAUGGCCUACCUGUAUGCAGCAGAGGUUGCGGGAUCGGAUGGAAAGCAUGAUCUGUCUGUAGCCUUUUUCUUCCUCACAAAUAAGUAAUUAAUUUGUCAGAAUAUGUUACAUCUUUAUCCCAUAAAUAUUGAAGGUAGUGUGAUGUUACCACUGAGCUAUAUAAUUAUAACCCACCCAAACUAAGCCAUAUUUGAAAAUUAUAAAUGAAAUCACCAGGUAGCCUAUAGUUGUGGCAAAGAUGCGUCCGUAGCAGAUUGCUAAAUGGUACUCUAUAUGGAUCAUAUUAAUGUAGGCAGGCUACUCUGUUUUUGCCAGGCAAAACCGGAGAAAAUUAAACAAGCGCUUUCUGGUCACUAUUUGGAUGUGUGCGACCGCCUUUGCGCACCAAUGCUGAUGACUGGACAUUGGUCAACAGUCAAGACCCGCAGCUUUUUGGUUCUGAAGCACAGAUGAGAUGUUUUUAAAAGAAUUGUUCAAUGCCGUAGGCCUAUGUUAAUGACCACAUCGAAUAAGCAAUUGUAUAAAUAAAUUUAAAACAUUAAAUCCCAUUACUAUUGUAAAAUGUCAGUCUAAAACAUUUAGUUAGGCUUUUAGACAUGCAAAGCCGCUCAAACAUUGGCAAACUCAUCACAAAACAUAUCCCCAUAGGCUAUAUGUAGCCUAUCAAAAUAUGUAUGAAAAAAAAAAUAUAUAUUGCCCUUUCAGUUUCAACUCACUAAAACCUCUCUACGCUAGCUCACCCGACCUGUGUUGAUUGACUUUGCUGGUCCAAUCAGAGGGCCAUGUGUGCGUUUCACUAGCCAAUAUGCUUUUGUUUUUUUGCAAGUGCGAUACUGUCCCUGGCUCUCCACGGAGACAAAACGUUACAAAACCUGGCCAGAUAACUUGAUAAUUUUAUUUUCUAUCAGGCUGAGUCUCAAGUCAUCAAAUUUGUGAAUUGAGUCAAAGUCAUGUGACUCGAGUCCACACCUCUGAUGGGAACCUAUCGCAUCUUGACAAUGUAGCCCAUGGCUUUGAGCUCCAGAUGUGUGCCAUCUCUUAACUGUACCAGUUUGUUUUGUGUCUUUUUUUGUGUCUCUGAGCUUCCCUGAUAGCUAAAGUACACCAACCAACCACCAAGAAUCCUCUAGUCAUGUAUAGCAGCUCAGACAUCCAGUUAACAGUUCAUCUACUUUUUUUUUAAAUCCAUAGACAAACAAUAUUAUUCACUGUAUAACUAGAGCAUCAGUAUGUGACAAAAACACAUUCAUCUAUCUUGUAUCUUUAGGGGGACUUGUCAAAAUUUAAAAUAAAAACAAAGAAAAACACUGCCUUGUCAUGGGUUUGAUCUUAUGAAUAAACUAUAUGCUUGAUGUCGGAA